AACCAUCGCCCCGCCCCGCCUCUAGUACUGUCCUGACUGCCAUAUGUGCUGCGGUCACAGUUGGACAUGUAUCAUUCACAGUGAGCCAGCUAACUACGACAGACACCAGUUUCUUUACCAACAGUGCGUAUGUUCUUGACUGCACUCUUAUGCUGUAAAACAGUUGUGAGUACCCAGCUUUUGAGUGCCGUGACCCGGUACAGGGCCGAUAGUUGUUGAAGAAAGCUUCUGUCAUCCGCCUGACGUUGUUGACGGUGAGUACAUGACAGUAUUGCCUGGAUGAGACCCUAGCCGUGGUAUCUACAAAACAAGAUUACCCCUGCCAAAAAGGAUUUACAACAGAGCUGGUAGACUCUUGUUCUGCAGUGUAGUGCUCACGGUGUCUGUCGGACACACGAGACCACCGACCGCUACGACACCGUCAGACGGGCCUAGGUGCGUACCUACCGCCGAGGGCAGACAGCGAAGUGCACGCUGGAUUAAGCUUGUUCGGGAAUAGACACUGUUGUUGCACACGCGUCGAGUACAAUUUAUAGCAGGGCAACGGGUCAUUUCCUAAUUUUACGCUGGACAUUCCAGACCGUCGACGCGCGGCUGUGGCUUUAGAUUUGCGGCGCGACCUGAGUCAUCCAGGCGGCAUCCGGACGACGUCAGCCCCGCCGGCACGGCAUCAGCUCUUCGGUGAUGACGACAAGUCCUCUUUGUCUUUCAUAAAAUAGUUCACGUAUAUGUAGGACAGUGUCCUAACUCGUCAGAAUUUGUCUACGUGACUUGAAAUACGUUCUGCUUUCAUUUAUGGCGCUGCAAAGCAAGUGGAAGACAACCUAGUUCAGAGGGACUUCCUGAAAAAAAUUUGACAGGUUGCGGUUCCGCUUGAAGAGGAAAUCACCCAUUACAGUUCAGAGCAUUUCUUCAUCUAGGGUGCAACUCCAAACACGGACAUUGUACGUAGUAUAAUUCGGAGCUUCUAGGAAACGAUCUUUCGCUCUUGUGAGUCUUCAGUUUCUGUGUCUGACACCCAAGACCGUCGCUAUGGCAACGGCAAGAUCACCAAUAGAGGUGCUCCUAACAGAGGACAAACUCCAGGACUUUCAGAGGAAAGCGGCGAUGUCCACCGAGGACGAGGAGGACAAUGACUCGGGCAGUGAGAGUUCCACGUCGUUGCACUCGUUCGGUCGGCACGGUGCCGAGAAGAGGCCGCAGAGGAGGAAGAAACCCAAGCUAACAGGAGUCAGCAAACAGAGACAGCAGGCAAACGCACGGGAGAGAGACAGGACGCACUCCGUCAAUACAGUUGACUCUGAGAGCAAUCGCGAGAAAGCCCGGACUCAGAAUUUGAACACAGCCUUCACCACCCUGAGAACGAUGAUCCCCACCGAGCCUGCCGACAGGAAACUCUCCAAGAUCGAGACUCUCAGAUUGGCGACGUCUUACAUCAGUCACCUGGCCACGGUCCUGAUGUAUGGAGACGGGUGUCUAGAGGCGCAGCCGUGUCUGAGAAGACAACAGUACCUACAUCCGGGCACUGAGAACAAACCAACCCCUAUCUGUACCUUCUGUUUGGCGCACAAAAAGAACACGGGAAAGUGCGAUAGGGAACGGCCAGUUUUUCCGCCAGGCAUGCGGGAGGUCAUGCAAGGUUACUUCCAGAGUUGAUGCCCCCUCCCCCAUCAUCAGUUAGUUCUUUAUAUAGUUUUUACGUUGUACAGUAUUUAGUAGUGUUGAUUAUAGAUAGAUGCCAGGGACUGUUGUUGUUGUCACGAAGAAAAAGCCUGCUUGUCGGGUGUGUUUUAUGGAUUUUUAAAAGAUUCUGGAAAUCUUUUCUCUGCAGUUUGCAAGUUUGUCAUUCUUUUGGACCCCAUGUUUUCUUGUCAUGUUUGAAGCAUAUAUAUACUAUUUCGACACUGUUCGACGUUAGAAGAACGUAAGGGUCUUAGAGGGAUUUUCAAAAAGAAAGAAGGACAACAAUUGAGCUUCAAGAGCUAAUUGAAAUGCUUCGUUUUGCUAUUGUCUUCAUAUACAAUCAGUGUUAGCUGUUUGAAUUGGACAACUUCUCCCGAACUUUGAACGUUACACCACAUC
This is a messenger RNA of Branchiostoma floridae (Florida lancelet), 2082 nucleotides long. RefSeq names its product transcription factor 15-like. The coding region runs from base 1033 to 1656 and encodes 207 amino acids. Gene Ontology annotation, biological process: regulation of transcription by RNA polymerase II; developmental process. NCBI's taxonomy places the organism in Eukaryota, Metazoa, Chordata, Leptocardii, Amphioxiformes, Branchiostomatidae. The record is from RefSeq and is a predicted model, not a curated record. Gene Ontology annotation, molecular function: DNA-binding transcription factor activity, RNA polymerase II-specific; protein dimerization activity; RNA polymerase II transcription regulatory region sequence-specific DNA binding. The transcript is spliced from 5 exons.